This is a messenger RNA of Trypanosoma theileri, 405 nucleotides long. RefSeq names its product glycosyl hydrolase. The transcript has a single exon. Gene Ontology annotation, biological process: carbohydrate metabolic process. The record is from RefSeq and is a predicted model, not a curated record. The coding region runs from base 1 to 405 and encodes 134 amino acids. NCBI's taxonomy places the organism in Eukaryota, Euglenozoa, Kinetoplastea, Trypanosomatida, Trypanosomatidae.
AUGAUGAAUGAUGCGAACUAUCCAAGCCCUCUAUCAACCCCGUUCUUGGGAUACAACACGCACAACGCCUUAUACCAAAGAACACGAGCGUUUCUGCUUAGCGACAGAACCCCAUGGUUCUUCAGUGGCAAAGCAGGAAAAGGGAUCGGCUCUCCCCACACUGGCAAAAACAUGAUUUGGCCUCUCGCACUGAUCAUGCAGGCUCUCACUUCGCAUGAUGACAGUGAGAUUACUGAGGUACUGGAAACCCUGAAGAGGUCAGCCCACAAUAUGUGUUUUAUGCACGAGGCGUUCAACAUGGAUAACGUUACUGACUUCACUCGACCCUGGUUUACAUGGGCCAACUCCUUCUUUGGUUUGCUCAUUACAGAUCUCGCGGACCGCAAACCCCACUUGAUUUUUUAA